Molecule: messenger RNA, 1779 nt
Organism: Brettanomyces nanus
Lineage: Eukaryota; Fungi; Ascomycota; Pichiomycetes; Pichiales; Pichiaceae
Exons: 1
Coding region: 1-1779 (592 amino acids)
Biological process (GO): transmembrane transport
Cellular component (GO): fungal-type vacuole
Molecular function (GO): transmembrane transporter activity
Source: RefSeq, a predicted model, not a curated record
AUGUCUACUGAAGGGAACGAGAAAUUUACCAACAAGUAUCACCCGGACUUUGUUCCGGGUACCAUCAACUUUAUGCUUGAUAAGGUUGAUGCCAAUAAUUUACAAAACAUGGACAAAGGCAGUCGUUUAAAGAUUACUGAGAAGGGCAUUGUCUUGCAUCCUCAACCAUCUGAUUCACCUAAUGAUCCAUUAAAUUGGGGUAGAUGGACUAAACUGUAUCAGUUUAUUCUUCUCUGUUUCAUUACUGGAUUUACAGCUGCCACUUCCAAUGAUGCUGGAGCAAUCCAAGAUUCGAUGAAUGAAAUUUACAACAUCUCUUACGAUUCGAUGAACACUGGUGCGGGUGUUUUGUUUGCCUCUAUCGGACUCUGCACCUUUAUUUUAGGCCCUACGUCUUCACUUUACGGACGAAAGUUAACUUAUGUUAUCUGCAUAGUUCUUGGUUUGAUUGGUGCCAUUUGGUUCGGUUAUGCUAAGAGUACCAGCGAUACCAUAUGGUCUCAGCUUUUCGUCGGUGCUAGUGAGGGUUGUGCCGAAGCUACCGUGCAACUUUCUAUCUCCGACAUGUAUUUUGCUCAUCAGCUAAGUGGAUCUUUGACAGUCUAUAUUUUGGCCACUUCUAUUGGUACCUAUUUGGGACCUCUUAUUGCUGGUUUCAUUGUUGAAUAUGCCAGUUUCAGAUGGGUUGGUUGGUCUGCUGCCAUAAUCUCUGGUGGCUUAAUUUUAGUAAUGGCCUUCACCCAAUAUGAGACUCAAUUCGACCGAUCCAAGUAUUACGGAAAACUUGAUUCUUCUUCGAUUCCUAGAGAUUCAAACAAGCGGCUUUCUAACGAUGAUGAAAAGAAGAAGCAGGACAACAAUGCCAGCGAGGAAUUGAUGUCAUCCAGUUCUUUCAAUUCUAAUCGCUCCAACAAUUCCAACGCAGUGGUCGAUCCGGAAGCUCAUGCUGGUGUCUACGGAACAGGGACAGAAGAGGUUCGGAUAUCAUUCUGGAAAAGAAUCCAGCUAAUAACUCCUUCUUCUAACUUGCAGGGCACCGGAUUUAGACAGUACUUUAAGCUUCUUUUCCUAAUGUUGCGUGUGUUUUGGUUCCCUCCCGUGCUUCUUUCUGGCAUUCUUUGGGGUCUCCAGGACGCAUUUCUCACUUUCUACCUCACAACCGAGGAUAAUCAGUAUUAUGAUCCUCCUUUCAGUUACAGCGAUACCGGAGUGGCUUUGAUGAAUAUUCCAUGCGUGAUUGGUGCCAUCAUUGGAUGUGUUUAUGCUGGUUUAUUUUCUGAUCAGGUGGUUUUACGUAUAGCUAAAAGUAGAGGUGGUAUUCAUGAGGCCGAAGACUAUCUCUGGAUGCUUAUUACAAUUCUGAUUGUUAAUCCAAUUGGCCUUAUGGUAUUUGCUGUCGGAACAGACAGAGAGUGGGAUUGGAGAAUUACUUAUACGGUGGGAUUGGGAUUCAUUGGAUUCUCUUUCGGCUGUGCGGGAGAUAUUGCCAUGUCCUACUUGAUGUCAUCUUACCCUGAAAUGAUUUUGGAGGGUAUGAUAGGAGUUUCUUUAAUCAAUAAUGGUAUUGGUUGCAUUUUUACUUUUGCAUGUUCCCCUUGGUUGGAUGCCAUGGGUAACACGAAUACCUAUGCGGUUCUAUCCGCACUACAAGUUGCCGCUUGCCUUAUGAUCAUUCCUUAUAUGAAAUACGGAAAGAAGAUGAGGCUCUGGACUAAGGAUUACUAUAUCCGUUAUAUUGAGGCUAGAGAUGGAGUUAGUUCUGGUAUAAACAAACUUUGA